Paramecium octaurelia is the source of this 444-nucleotide messenger RNA. NCBI's taxonomy places the organism in Eukaryota, Ciliophora, Oligohymenophorea, Peniculida, Parameciidae. The record is from the annotation of a GenBank genome assembly.
AUGAUUGCGUUAAAAAGGUAGCAAUUUCGAGCUAAGCAACGAUAAAUUGUACUUAAUAAACUGUUUCAACAAAAUAGAAUGUCCUCUCUAUUAGUUUUCAAAUUGGAUAAAUUAGAACAAAUACUUACUCAACAACACUAUGAUUCUCUAGAAUAUUAAGUAAUAUCUAGUCAUUUGACUUAUUUAAGGAAUCAAUCCAAUAAAUUAUAAUGAUGAGUCACAAUGUCAACUUAUCCCAGUUAUAUCAUUUAUUGAUUCAGAAUUUUAUCGAUACGAUCUAAUAUUAAAUGGAUGUGGGCUAUUAUGUUUUAAGUGUUUAAGUAUAUUUCAUGUGUUAUUUUGAUUUUAAUAGUUUUAAUUCAUUAGAUGGAAAUGGCCUAACAGCCUAUGCUGGUGCAAUUAGUUAAAGAGACAGGUAUACAAUAAUUUUUAGCUUUCAAUGAU